This is a messenger RNA of Acanthosepion pharaonis, 1260 nucleotides long. The record is from the annotation of a GenBank genome assembly. Lineage: Eukaryota; Metazoa; Mollusca; Cephalopoda; Sepiida; Sepiidae.
AUGUCCGCCGCCGUCGCUCCUUUUCCCCUCUUUCAUGAAGGGAAUAUAAAGAACUGGUUCCUGCAAAUGGAAGCUAUCUUUACAGUCAGUCUUUUGGUCAGUAAUCCUUCUAAGUUUGGCCACGUGGUGGCGGUUUUGCCACCCGCCAUUGUUGAUGAGGUCUCAGACUUCCUAGAAGCCGUUCCUGAAGACUCCCUCCCAACUCCUUCGUUAUAUGAAAAGCCGACUCGGCAAAAAAAUACCAUGGCUGACUCUAUAUUAAAAAGCUUGUGGCUGGACCGUCUCCCCACCACCAUUACCCAAAUUUUGGCGCCAAUGUCCGAAAACACCUCGAUCGAUCAAUUAGCGGACGCCGCUGAUCGUAUUUUCUCGCAACUGGAUAAUCAGACAAUGCCAGUACACAGUGCUGAAGCGACUAGGGACCACAGCUCCUUGGAAAAAACAGUCGAGGAUUUGCAGCGCCAAGUUAAAGAUUUAACGUUAGCUAUAGAAAGCCAUGGUCGAAGCCGGUUCCCCUCCCGCCGGCGCUUCAGAAGUCGACCACGCUCGUCAAGUCGGAACAAGGAUGCCACUCCUACUAUGUGUUACUACCACCGACGAUUUGGGUCUGCAGCACACUACUGCACCAAGCCGUGUUCCUAUACUGCGGUCGCGGGAAAACAAAACCGCCAGCGAGUGAAAGCGACUAAUCUCGCUGGCAAGGCAUUUUCACCAAAACUUAGUCGCCUCUUCUAUGUGACGGAUACACGUAAUAAUUUACGUUUUUGGUUGACACCGGCGCUGCCAUUAGUGUCUUACCCGUGCGUGAUAAAGCACGUAAACAACCUUUUCAGCUCCGCUUACAAGCAGCAAAUGGUUCCAGACUUACGCCUUAAAAUGGCAAACUUAUGCUAUACACCACCGCGGCACUGCCCGAGUGAUAUCUAUCUACCGCAUCAGCUCAAGGACUGCGAAUUUGUAUUUGUACGUAAUGACUCUGUUAAGCGGCCUCUUACGCCGGCCUACACAGGCCCAUACCGCGUUCUUAAACGCGCGGACAAAUAUUUCCAAAUACAAAAAGGUAUUCACACCGACAACGUUUCAAUAGAUCGGUUGAAACCUGCCUUUAUAGAGAAACCGUCGUCUCAUACUACUUCCCAAUCAACUCCGCAAGUUCAGGAGAAUUUCAAGACACCUGUCUCUCUCGACAAACCUAAGUAUACCAGCUCCGGUCGAAAAGUCACCUUUCCAAAGAAAUUUGAAACAUUCUACUAUUAUUAG